Molecule: messenger RNA, 2814 nt
Organism: Lathyrus oleraceus (garden pea)
Lineage: Eukaryota; Viridiplantae; Streptophyta; Magnoliopsida; Fabales; Fabaceae
Product: phosphatidate phosphatase PAH2
Exons: 12
Coding region: 211-1878 (555 amino acids)
Biological process (GO): lipid metabolic process
Molecular function (GO): phosphatidate phosphatase activity
Source: RefSeq, a predicted model, not a curated record
UUUAUUUCAAUUUGAUUAAGAAUAUUCUCAUAUCUCAUAUGAAUAAUUCAUCAAUUUGUUAGCACAUUCGAAUAAUUCAAACCGAAUAUGCUUUCAUUUUUUAUUUCAUUUCCAGAAACUCGUACAUUUUAGGUUGUUUUGGAAAUUCAAUUCUGUUUUAUUAGGUUAGAGGAUUUUAAGAAUUUUAACAAACAACGUUAAUUUAGCAACAUGCAAGCUUGGGGGAGGUUAGGAGGUUAUAUAAGACGCGGUGUGUGCAAUGUUUCGGGGCCGUUUCUUCCGUUCGGCGGUGCUGUUGAUAUUAUCGUUGUUCAGCAGAAAGAUGGUAGCUUUAAAUCUUCUCCUUGGUAUGUUAGGUUUGGGAAAUUUCAUAGGGUUAUGAAGGCGGCGAAGAGGGAAAAGGUUAAGGUUAGUGUUAGUGUUAAUGGGGUUGAAACUGAUUUUCAUAUGUGUUUGAGUCCUAAAGGGGAAGCUUUUUUUCUUCAUGGGAAUUUGCAACAUGGUGAAGGAGAAGAAGAAGAGCAAGAGGGACAAGAUGAGGAAGAAGAUGGGAUAGGAUCUAUGUGGUGUUAUGAUGAUAUUCAAGUGAGUGGUAGUAAUAAGAGGCAAUUUAAGUCCAAAAGUUGUAACUUUCGUUCGGAGGUUCCGGUUGUAGAUAGGACUAGUUCUCGCCGUUCAAGAAUGUGUAGGCUUGUAUUUGGGCCGAGUUCUGAUGGUGGUGAUGGUGAAGAUGCGGAUGCGGAUUUAGUGGAGCGCGCUGAAAUUGCAGCCAAGUUGUUGGAUUUAAGGUGGUCUACAAAUAUCACUUUUGAUGAACUUCCCUAUCGGGAAAGAAAGAAGACUCAAGGUGAUAAGUUGGACAAGGAGAGAGGCAAGACUGAAGAAUCUGGUGAGGUUCUUCGCCUUGCAAGUGAAGUAUGUGGAGAAGUUCAUGUCCAUGAUAAGGUUUUGCACACUACAACUCUUCAGCUACCUGAGGGUGGAAAAGCUGACGGAGUUACUAGGAGUGUCCAUCUCGAGAGGCCGGUAACAGAUUGUGGCAUUUGUGAUGUUGCGGAUGUUGGAAGCAGGGCAAAGUUUCAAAAAUCUCAGACUGUCAAUAUUGGUCGAAGGGAUCGUUCUGUUAAGAAGGUUAGCGUAAAUACUCCAACGUCUGAACAACUGUCAUCCUUGAAUCUGAAGGAAGGGAGGAACACAAUAACCUUCUGUUUCUCUACACCUAUGAUGGGGAUGCGGCAGAUUGAUGCUCGAAUAUUUUUGUGGAAAUGGAAUACUCGCAUAGUGAUAUCAGAUGUGGAUGGGACAAUUACAAGGUCAGAUGUUCUAGGUCAAUUCAUGCCUUUAGUUGGGAUUGACUGGUCACAGACUGGUGUUGCUCAUUUAUUUUCUGAUAUCAAGGAGAAUGGCUACCAGUUGCUUUUUCUCAGUGCUCGUGCAAUUUCUCAAGCACAUAACACCAGACAAUUCCUAUUCAACCUUAACCAGGACGGGAAAGUCUUACCAGAUGGUCCAGUUGUUAUUUCCCCCGACGGACUUUUUCCUUCUUUAUAUAGAGAAGUUAUCCUCAGGGCUCCGCACGAGUUCAAAAUUGCAUGUUUAGAGGACAUCAGGGCACUUUUUCCUCCUGAUUGCAAUCCGUUCUAUGCUGGUUUUGGAAAUAGAGAUACUGAUGAAAUCAGCUACCUUAAGGUUGGAAUCCCUAAAGGAAAAAUAUUCAUUAUUAAUCCCAAGGGUGAGGUUUCUAUAAACCGACGGUAUUUAGACACAAAUUCAUACACUUCUCUUCACACUCUCGUGAAUGGAAUGUUUCCCCCUACAAACUCAUCUGAACAGGAGGAUUACAAUUCAUGGAACUUCUGGAAGUUGCCCCCUAUCUGAUAAAUAUUGUAGGGCUUUUUGACAUUCAUUGGUCAAUCAUCUUUGUCUGGUGCGCGGAUGGAAGAAGGCUGUGCUGUUCCUAGUAGAACUGUAGAAACUAAAUAGUUGAUGUGCUGCUAAGCCCCAUGACAAGAGCAUCGUUCUAAUGUUUACUCCUGCUGCCGGAUUAUUGGCGAUUUGGAUUAUAUUACAUUGAUAGAGAAUUCAUGGAAGUACGUGAAAAUUUUCAACUGCAUCUUGCUUCAACAUCAGCACUUCCUGAAACUUGAUGCUGUGAAUAUUAGAUACAACCUUUGGUUUUUUUCCACCAAGCAGUUCGUCGUGUCGACGGUGAUGAUCCCAUGAAGAACAAGUUCAAUUGCAUUGGAUAUUUAUGGAUAUGAGUAUGAUCACAAAAAUCUCUUGACUAGAUUCCCACCGAUUUAACAUACUCUCAUAGUACCGAUGAAUUCAACGCUUUGUAUAUAUGCAUCUAAUCUAGAAUUUCUUCUCUUCACUUUCAUUUUGCCAACAAGUAAAAAACCAUCUUCACUCUUCAAUCAGUGUUGAAAUGUAAUUUAAAUUAGUGAGUUACUUGAGUUAUGAUAGAAACAAUAAUAAUAAUUUACCGUUACCAGGACAAUUAAUUCAUCAUGCCUCUAGUGGUCCCAGAGUUUGGAAAGUAUAUUCUAGAAGGGGUAAAACGGGGAUUUGAGGCUGAGUUAGUUAGUAAUCAUGAGGUGGCAUGAAAGAGGGGAGCAGGGCAUUUACGGAAUAUAAGGAACAGUUAGUGGAGAGAAUAAUCAUCUCUGGAUUUGGCAGUUAGAUUUAGAGAGAAUGAAUAGGAUACCCUAAGAUCCUAUAGGAGCGUAGCUCUUGGCCCAUGCUGGGAUUGAUACUUUCUAUUCUCUGUACUAUUUUCAUUUACCAUCAAUAAAGCUUCCUUUUCUCCUCUUU